This is a messenger RNA of Rotaria sp. Silwood1, 1125 nucleotides long. NCBI's taxonomy places the organism in Eukaryota, Metazoa, Rotifera, Eurotatoria, Philodinida, Philodinidae. The record is from the annotation of a GenBank genome assembly.
AUGUUAAAACGUAAAAUUGAAGGUCGGUUUUGCGAAAAAAAAGUAAGCGCCGGUCGAUCAGUUGAACAAUUUAUAGCCGAAUUGGAUAUUAUAUUAGAAAAUCUAGAUGAUACAUCUAUUAGUAAAACAAAUGGAAAACAUAAACAACUACGUGAAAUAAUUUCAUGUGAUAAUUUAUUAGAAACAAUUCAAUUGAAUCAAUACCAAAUUACUAAAUGUCCUGUUAUAACUGAAAAAAAGAAGAAUUAUGAUAGACUUGUCAAACGACUGAAACAUAAGCUUCGUUCGACUUGUAUAGUUCUUAAAAAAAAAACAGACAAAUCUAAAGUUUUUCAUUGGGGUAAAUUACAAGAUUAUCACAGAAAAUCCGAUGAAUAUAUGGAAAAAACUGAAGCAUAUGAAUGUUUGCACCAAAAUACUCCAUUACCAAAUUUAAUUGAACGUACCAAUAAAUAUUUAUUAAAUUUAAGAUUAAUUAAAUGGAUUACACAGAAACAAUAUGAACAACUUAGCAUUAAACCAAACGAAGUGGAAUUAGCUCAUCUUUAUUAUUUACCAAAAGCUCAUAAACCUGGCGCUCCACUCCGUCCAAUUAUUUCUGGUCUCAAUCAUCCAACUAUAAAAAUAUCAAAGUUUCUCGAUGAAUUACUUCGACCACUAUUUAAUAAAAUAACAUCCAAUACAACUGCUACUUCUGGAACUGAACUUAUUAAACAGUUACAUCAAUGGUCAACAUGUAAUCGACGUCAAGAAACUUUAUUAUGUACAAUGGAUGUUUUAAAUUUUUAUACGAUGAUACCACAAACAGACGGGAUUUUUUCAAUUAAAAAAAUGUUAGAUCCCUUACACAUAAAACAAAUUAAUGGUCUAAAAAUUGAAACUAUUAUUCGUUCAUGUCGAUUCGUGGUACAUAAUAAUUAUUUUUCUUACAAUGGUAAAUAUUAUCAUCAAGUACGUGGUGGUGCUAUGGGUUCUCCGUUAACAUUGACAAUUGCUAAUUGUUAUAUGUUCUUUUUUGAACAAGAUAUCGUGAAGCAAAUCAAUAAUAGUGGUGGACUCUAUGUGCUAGAUAUUGAUGAUAUAUUUAUUACCAUCAACUGGCCUACUCAACAUCUAUUUAAAUAA